Molecule: messenger RNA, 515 nt
Organism: Fomitopsis serialis
Lineage: Eukaryota; Fungi; Basidiomycota; Agaricomycetes; Polyporales; Fomitopsidaceae
Exons: 4
Coding region: 18-287 (89 amino acids)
Biological process (GO): mitochondrial translation
Cellular component (GO): mitochondrial small ribosomal subunit; ribosome
Molecular function (GO): structural constituent of ribosome
Source: RefSeq, a predicted model, not a curated record
CACAGCUCCCUUCAGCCAUGGUCGUCCGUCUCCGUAUAUCUCUGCACGGCCCUCGACACGGCAAGACAUGCCGGCUCGUCCUGGGCAUGUGGAACCCGCGCACGCUGCCAGGCGAGUCCACCAAAACGGUUCGCUGGAGCGUAGACCGAAUACGGUACUGGUUGAAAGUGGGUGCGAAACCUACGGAUACAGUACAGAGACUGCUGGACUUGGGUUCCAUCAAGCCGCCGCAGCCGAAAAGCUCACAUAGCGGGGCUGAAGCUUCAAAACCGGCUCAAAGCGCAUGACAAGAGAAUAUUCCAUGCUACAGCCAGCACAUCGUUACGCCGUCGGACUCACGGGGUGGGCUUAGAGGGGAAGGAGAAAUUCUAGCUUGGGCACGGGUGCACACAUAAUCAUAGUAGAUACGCUCAUAAUCUCGUCGUGUCCCGAAAUCUCUGCAAGCUCCCUCCCAGUGAGAUCGUCGUCAUCCUUGUGAUCCGUCAGGCAAAGUCUAGUACACCAUAAGGUUGGAC